This is a messenger RNA of Mycena indigotica, 2412 nucleotides long. RefSeq lists its product as uncharacterized. Gene Ontology annotation, molecular function: N-acylsphingosine amidohydrolase activity. The record is from RefSeq and is a predicted model, not a curated record. The coding region runs from base 94 to 2412 and encodes 772 amino acids. Lineage: Eukaryota; Fungi; Basidiomycota; Agaricomycetes; Agaricales; Mycenaceae. Gene Ontology annotation, cellular component: extracellular region. Gene Ontology annotation, biological process: ceramide catabolic process; sphingosine biosynthetic process; long-chain fatty acid biosynthetic process. The transcript is spliced from 12 exons.
CCCAAUCCAUCUUCUUCUGGUCCAGCAUCUGCAUGCUUCAAGCAGUCGAACAGUUACCUUCCAUAUAUACCCCCAGCGUCCGCUAAGCUCGCCAUGCACAUCCCGUUCAUCUCCCCCUUCGUUGUUUCCCCCUUCGACUCCCUCCAUGCCCUCUCUACGCGCUUGCUCUAUCUUUUACUUCCAACCAGCUUCUUUGGUUGGGCUCCAAGUGGAAGCAACUACCUGCUUGGUUUGGGUGUCGCCGACAUUACAGGACCGACGGUGGAGGAGAAUCUCAUGGGCUAUGCAGUGCUCUCGCAAGUCGGCACGGGCCUCUACAUGCGGCAACGAGUCCGUGCCUUUAUCGUCGCAGAACCUGAUGGCGAACGCGUGCUUUUAUUGAAUGCCGACAUUGGGAUGGGGGACACUGGUGUCCGGCGAGCGCUUCUCAGUGCUCUGGCGGAAGAAUUUGGAAACGACACAUAUAAUGCGGGGAAUGUUGCCUUCGUGGGUACUCACCAGCAUAGCGGCGUUGGAGGCUAUCUAGAAAACCUCCUUCCGCAACUUACCGCACUCGGACUCUCCAACCAAUCCUUCUCGGCUAUUGUACAAGGCUCAGUUCUUGCUACACGACGUGCUCACGCAUCACUUACUCCUGGCUCACUUUCCGUUGGGACUGGCCGCGUUGAGCAAGGGUCCAGAAAUCGCUCCCCUACGGCCUACCUCGCAAACCCGUCUGCUGAGCGGGCUCGUUAUCAACAGAAUGGUGGCGAGAACGGAGAUCAAGAGUGGAAUAUGAGUGUCUUACGGUUCGAAGAUGCUACAGGAAGUGCGGAUGGUAGGGGAUUUUUAAGCUUCUUUGCGGUUCAUGGGACAAGCGUUUAUGAAGUACGUCUAUCCUCCCCUCUCAGUAAUUAUCCUCAACAACCGGCAGAACAACACAUUAGUAAAUGGGGACAACAAGGGUAUUGCUGCAUACUUGUACGAAUGCAAGUGCCUCAUUUCAUUCCCUAUCAUUGCGCUAACGACCUUGCAGCUACUAUCGAACCCAACUCCAUGCCGGGAAAUACCACAUAUGUUGCUGGUUUUGUGCAGGGAGCGGUGGGUGACACAAGUCCCAAUACUCUGGGAGCAUUUUGUGAAUCUCCUGGCAAACCCUACGACGGCCUCCCGUGCGUUGCCAACUCGUCCACGUGUGGGGGUGCUGCUCAGGACUGCCAUGGUCGUGGCCCUUUGUUCACUAACGACCCUUUUGGGUUUGCCAGCAGUCUGGAGAUUGGCAGGCGUCAAGCAGACGGCGUCAAACAGGUUUUUUAUGGCUCAGGUCAAGCGAUGACACCCGUGAAAGGUGCUGUUCGGAGCGCACACGCUUAUGUGGAUAUGUCAAAGCACGAAUUUGUGCUGCCAAAUGGCACGAGUGUGAGGACAUGUCCAGCUGCGAUGGGCUAUUCGUUUGCUGGUGGGACUACUGACGGACCAGGGGCAUUCGACUUUAUCCAGGGCGAUAAUAAAACUUCUCAGAACCCGUUUUGGGAAGUCGUGAAACGGUUUGUAACCCCAGCUCCUCCCAAAGAGCAAAUCGCCUGUCAAUUCCCUAAACCCAUCCUGCUCAAUGUCGGAUAUGCGCAUGAACCAUAUGAGUGGUCACCAAGCACAGUCGAUGUGCAAAUUCUGAGAAUCGGAAACUUGGUGAUUCUCGUUAUUCCUGGCGAAUUAACAACUAUGGCUGGUCGUCGCAUGCGGGAAGCCAUCCGCGCCAAACUCAUCUCAGGAGGCAUUGUCGGAGAAGAUGCGCAUGUUGUUGUUGCUGGCCCGGCCAACACAUACUCGCAUUACAUCACAACACCAGAAGAAUAUGCGGUCCAACGAUAUGAAGGUGCCUCAACACUUUAUGGACCUCACACCCUGGACGCCUAUCUUGACCGAUACACGCAGUUGGUGCCUUACCUCGCGGACGAUGCUCGCGGAAAAGCGCCUCCGUCCGAUCCAGCACCAGAAGAACAGGUGUCGAAAGCGAUUUCGCUGAAGACGGGUGUCAAGUUUGACGAGCCACCGAUUGGGAAGCAUUUUGGGCAGGCGGUGAAGGAUGUGAAGGCGAACUCUACUUACGCAGCAGGCGAGCGGGUGGAGGUCAAGUUUGUUGGUGCAAACCCGAGGAACAACUUGAGGCUGGAAGGAACGUUUCUCGCUGUUGAGCGCCUUUUGGGAGACAAAUGGACGAUGCUUAAGUCGGAUUCACAUCCGAGCACGACGUUACAGUGGGUGCGGGACAGUACAAUCUUGGGGACAAGCACGGUUACCAUUGCGUGGACGAUAGAGAAUGGGACUACAGAUGGACUUUAUCGGAUAGUGUACUAUGGUGACUCGAAGGCAGCGAUUGGAGGGAAGAUUACGCCGUUUGUGGGUACUUCGGGCAACUUUACGGUCGUGUAA